Pungitius pungitius (ninespine stickleback) is the source of this 2708-nucleotide messenger RNA. It is a transcript of the gene mfsd13al, whose product is annotated as major facilitator superfamily domain containing 13a-like. NCBI's taxonomy places the organism in Eukaryota, Metazoa, Chordata, Actinopteri, Perciformes, Gasterosteidae. Bases 245 to 1681 code for a protein of 478 amino acids. The record is from RefSeq and is a predicted model, not a curated record. The transcript has 7 exons.
CUCUCCGCAGCUGCCGAAGUCGAGUUUGACAGUUGAAUCUAGUAGUUUGUAUUGUAUUCAGAACGUCUUUAAUAUGGGAAUAUUGACCGAAUUUACGUUUACAUUAAGUUUUACUAUUAACAUGGAAAACAACAGCGUAAAAUAGUUUUGGGGAAUCGCUGCGUCUCGACCGACAGCUAACUUAGUCGGUUCCUGAGUUACCUUAGCAGGCUUCCCCGCAGGUAAGACACCUGUCUCCGGGAGAAUGGACGUCUUCAGACGCUCGGUACCUUUUGGGCUGAAUCCUGCAGCUGUGGCUUAUGCCAUGACUACGCUGGGAUCGGCCAUGAUAAACAACGUAUUUAGCUUCUACUAUGUCAAACUCUUUCUCAAUAAGUACAAGAUAUCAGAGGGAGCAUUCCACCAAUCACAAGUGGUGUACAUGGUUUGGAAUGCAAUCAAUGACCCUCUUUUUGGCUACCUACAAGAUAAUUCCAGAGUGCCCUGCUGCUCUCAGAGACGUCUAUCCAUCCUAUAUGGUGCUCCCCUCUACUCGCUGGCUUUUCUCCUGGCCUGGUUCCCGUGGCGGACCUACACCCCCGGGGACUGGUUGAGCGGGUUACACUUGACCGUGGCUCUGUGCGCUUUUGAUGCCAUGUUGACUUUUGUGCUGCUGGCACAAUGUGCAUUGUUUGCAGAGAUGUCUAGCCACCAUCAGAGCAGAUUAAGACUUAUAAACUACAACCAGGUGGCUUCUCUCCUCGGCUCUUCCAGUGUCCUCUUCUGUGGUGUCCUCUCCAGUAACAUGGAGGAUUUUGCAUCCUUCCAAGCCUUCACAGUGCUGAUCGCUGUCCUGAGCUGUGUCUGCAUGGUCUACACGGGCCUCAACAGUGAGAGCCGCUUUGAUAGCAAAGUAUCUGAAUCUGAUGCACUGAUGUCCCCCGAUGAGACUUCCCAUAAGUCGGACUGUUCGUUUUCCAUGUUAAAAACGUUGACGUGGCAGAUUCUGAGCAACAGGGACUUCCUGCUUUUUGUGUGCAUGAACUUCUUCCAGGUUUUCAUGUUGGCUUUCUUCAAUAAUUUUACCAUGAUAUUUGCUGAGCACCUGAUUCCUCCAAAUGUGCUCCCAUCCUUGGCCAAAAGCAUCAUGUACGGAGCGGGAUUCAUCUGUCCACAGCUGUUAGUAUUGAGUUGUCGGAAUCUGAUCCAGGAUCUUGGUUACUACCGGCUAAUUCUUUUUACCUUCUACAUGGAAGUGGGAAUGGCAGCUCUCAUGCUGGCACUCGGGCCUCAGCACUACUAUUUUAUGGCAUUUUUCCUCACAGCUAACAUGGUCAUAAUCCAAGCCGCCUUCAGUCUUUUUGGCUUGCCUUUGGCCGACAUCAUUGACACCGACCUGCAGAAGUACAAACGCAGUUCCCCUCUCUCCUCGAUGGUGUUUGGAACAAAUGCUUUGUUCACCAAACCAUCUCAGUCUCUCGCCCCGAUGAUAGUCCUCAAUAUCCUCAACCAGUUUGGAUAUGAACAGCUGAAGGAUGCUGCAAGGGGUUCAAAUGACAGCGCCGCAGAGAGUCUCCAUAGUGUCAUGUUCUACUUGGUGUGUCUGGUGCCCAUGUGUGUCGCUGCUCUGCAAGCCCUCGCUUGGAGGCCGUUUUCCAUACGCAACAGUCACACGGUCGACAUCAAGUACGUUGACGGCUGACUUAUAACGUUUCGUUGUUCAAAGAAAGCUUUGUUGCUAUUCCCUCAGCUGAGACUUGAGGAAGUUCCUUAGUGUCAAGUUUGAGAUUGUUUUCCUUCUUUCACUGUAUACUCCUGGGUUGUACUGCAUUGAUGUGCGUGUGUGAGUAUGUUUGCUUUUGUUUAGCUGCAGUUGAUUGACAGUAACAUUCUGAACGGUUGCUGUGCUCGCCAAAAAAAGGGCCGAUACCUCAGGACGCGUUUGAAGCUCUUGACAGAGGCACUGCACUUGGUGAAAUGUUGACACUAAAGAAAAAUCAAGGUAUUCUCAACAAUAAUUCCUGAUUCAUACUGAGCGUUUUCUUUCAUCAAUGGUAACGGCCAAUUCAUUCUUUUUUUUUGCUCUGUAAUUAGUGGCUUCAGUGCAGAACAUUCAGUAAUCUCUGCUGUAAACCAAAUUAGCAGUAGCAGAUUUAAUUCAUGCCACACUCCAGAAGAUAGUGAUUCCACUCGAUGCUAUGACAUGCAUUUAUUUAUUUUUUAUUUAUUGGGCUUUAUACAGAGCGUGGCGCUGUAUAUUACAACCAAUACCUGAGGUGAGCGUAAAUGUUUGAAGCCAAAAAGAUGCCAACACCAUUUACGCUGAAUCACAGAAGGCAGAAAGGGAAAAACUCUGAACAAAUAAUGUUUGAGUGAAUGGUCUACAUCUAAAAGUUCAUAUCACAGCUUUUGAUGCGUGAAAAUGCACAUUGACAUCCAAACAUUCCCUUUGACUUCAUAAAGUAAAUGCUAAAUGUGUUCUGUUGGUAUUUGCAUAAAAGUUAUUGUACAGAAUAUGACACAGCAGGAUGCCUCACAAACGGGUUGUUGAAAUAUUGCCGUAUUGUGAGUUCAAGUUGAUUAAUCUUUACACCAAAAGCCACUGUAGCAUCAGAAACUCAACAUUUUGCUUUUUACCACUGUAAUCGUAUGUAAAUAUAAAAAUGAGUAAUGUGCCUCUAAUGUAAUUACAUUGUUUGGUCACCUUGUAAUCAAAAUACUUUUAUAAA